AUGCAUAACCGGUUUGCCAAAACUGACGAGGAUCUGCUUUGGGAGCAGGCUGAAUUUCUUAAAAAUCCUCGCGCUGAUCACAUUGUAAUCACCGUCUCCACCAGCAGUCAUUCCCCACGCUUCUCCUAUAAUGACCAAUACUCAUCUUUCUUGGGAUCUCCUGUCAGUUCUCAAGUUGUCGAGCACCGGUUUUCCCCCGACAACACGGUUUGUGCUUCCGAUGAACUGAUUCACAGAGGUAGUGGUCAACCUUAUGUUCCUCUUUUGGGUGAGAACAUUACCGAUACUGAUCUGCUCCGUUGUGCUGGCCGGUUAGAUUCAAAAAGUUCCUCUGGUAGGCCUAAAACUCGAAGUCUCUUUGCUAAACAGCUGCUGGCAGCUAAAGAGGGCGUAGCUUUUAAAGCCGAUGCCGCUUUAAAGCAGCCCAGGAAGGAAGUACCAAAGCUGUCGGAAUCCCUUCAAAAGUUGGCUGAUACUGGACCAACUGUGAUUCGCCAUCAGCAAGGCUUCGCAGCCAAUGAGAUUGUGCGGAUCCACGAAAACAACAUUAACUUGCUUUCACAGCUCUCAGAGGCGGAGAUAUUACGGGAACGGGAGGCCAUCAUUGCUUCCGCAGCUCUUAGACAUGGAGUACCGUUGGAAAAGGGAGACGACGUCCAUCAGUCAUCAGGAAGUACCGAAUCAUCUGCCCAACCCGACGCAAACUCAAUUCUCGCCUCGCUUGGCAUUGAACCAAACCCCUUGAUCCCCCACAUGGAUGUGGUUGAACCAGAAAAACUAGCGUGGAUGCAGGAUCUUCCGCACAUCGAAAAAGCACCCACAAAAGAGGUCAAAACCGCAAGCAUCUCUUUAUCGAAGCCAUGUGAUGCUAGAUUCGACCUUGAAGGCCGUGUGGUCCCCCCUGAUGCAGAUAUACCCACUUACUUGGGUCUGCAUCAUCAUGGAGACGAACCUGAGCGUGGUGGCUACACAGUUGGAGAGCUAUUCCAUCUGGCCUCCUCCAGCCAGCCCAUCCAACGACGCCUCGCUGUCUCGAGUCUGGCUGCAGCACUGGCUGCUUCGCGUCGUGGACAUCAUGCCUCGUUGCUGCAGGCGCCCAGUCUCCUCCCUUCCCUCCUUACUCGUCCUUCGGGGAUCUGCUUCCUUCUUCGCUGGGCUCUGGAUCAAUGCAUCAGCGAGGCCACACGCGCCUCUGCUGCUGUCGGUGGCAACAGUGGUGGCGUUUCCAUAGCUCUGAUUGGCGAGUGUUUCCGCGCGUUGAAUAACUUGCUGGUGGACGAGCGAGGCGAAAUGCUUCUGGACGAGGCAUUCGACUGGUCAAGUGAAUGUCGCAAAUCCAUUAUAAACCUCUCUCCAUCUGCAAUGACCCGGAGUCCGCACAAGUUUCGCCUGAAGGUGGCGACAGCAGCAACGUUAAAUGAUGGAACUGAUGGGAAGUUGGACCACGCGGAGGCGAUGGCGGCGGACCCUGUGGGCUGUCUGUUCGCUCAGACCAAUCUAGCAGCCCGAAUCAGUUGGAUGCUCUCGCCCAGCCCUGGUCUUUGCCUACCUCCUGACACCGUUGCUCACGCUCUCCCUGCUCUCCUAAUCGUCGCAGCUAGACAUUCUGCUGCUCUGGCUCUGUUGAUUUACAAGACACCCCAUUUAAUCGCCUCCCUCACUGAGCACUUCCUUCCUCUUGCAUGGAACGAUUUGGACACACCCCAAUGCCACAACGACCAACUCUCCAAUGCCUACGGUGUUCCUCUCCCCCGAGUGCUCAAACUAAUGCGCGUCCUCGCUCAACACAGCACUAAUCUGCGACUAAUGCUGGUAACUGACUGGUGUCUUGUUGAACGCUGCCUCGCCUAUCUACUCCGCCUUCCUACCGCUCUGCCUCCUAAAUUUGGCGUUCUUCUUCAAUUGGAGUCACUUCGAUGUCUGUCUGUGUGUCUGGAAGAACCGAAACCACCAUCGAAAGCUGUUGACCUCACCGGGCGGGCGUUAGAUGGGCUCGUGGCAGCUGCACAGACGGUGAUGGAAGGUGAAAAGAAAGAGGACUGUCUCCGGAUCGCAUGGUCAUCGUUCUUCGCUAACGUCAUAGUGCCGCGUUUUUCACAGUACCUCUCUAGUGGCCACUUCGAGCGUAUUCGCGCUUGGGCGAAGGGAUUAUCUGAGGAGGUCGCGUUAAGCGAGGAUGAGGGGGAGGAAGGGAGGAAGGCUCUUCCACCUGCAUUGAUUGCUGUCACUGUGCACCUCUUGAAGGCACUGGGCAUGGAGGAAUUGAAAACUUCCCACGCCGACGUUUUGGCGCCUGGCGUUGGCUCAAUCUACACCAACAAUGACCCAUCCGCCUUCACUACCGAUGUAAUCUUCGAAUCAGGCGAAAACGAAGACCUCCUCUUUCCCAUUACUGUCUCAUCUGCCCCACCCUGUCUUCCUGAUCUGGGAAUGUCUACCUGUCUUUUCUACCGCGGACCCUGUACCGCUAGCAGCGAGUCCUCCGCCACCCUUCCUGCCAUGUGGUGGCCGUCCUCCACCCACUCACUCUAUCCUCGCGACGUUGUGGAGCCCCUCGACUUGGCUCCACCGAGACCGGCGAUCUGGCCGAGCUUUCUGCCUUUAGUGGAAGCGGCAGUGACGCUUGGAGAUGUUGAUCUAACCCCUUGGUGUAGUCAGCUAACUAGGUUGCGUGUGCCCCCGGUGGUGGAGAAAGCGUGUAGUACCGGCACCCCUUUGCCACAUGGCAUGAUGGCGAUGGAAACUGCGAUGAUGCAAAGAUAUCUUCUUGCUCAAUGGAGCGAUUCGAAAGAGGAGGGUCUGUGGUGGGCCACCUUCCACCUCCUUCCCUACCACUUCUUUGGGCAGGAGGCAUUGCUCAUUGAACUUAUGCAGAAAGUCAUCUUCCCUGUUUACGACCUGACUCCCAUCGAAAGGGGCUUCUCUGCGGAAGUUAUGAAUGCUCUUCCUCCUUGGCCUCCAGUUCAUGAGUCGUUUUCAGUUGGUCUGGCCUUCCAUGGGCAUCGGGUUUAUGUGGAAUACUUCAUCAAGUUGUUAGAAGGCUCCAGACCCGAAACCCAAGGGACUUACGAAGUUCUCAAAACCCGCCCCAGUUGUGAUUUCAUCCUACCUGAUGACUGGUUCUACAUGCCUCUCCUGGAGGCCUAUUUUUGGGGCUGUUAUCAGCAUACCUACGAAAACGAAGUCAAAAUAAGUUCCAUUGAGUGCAGUCAAAGUGAUUCUGAGGCCUACCUGGUGAAAGCCACCGCCUGUUUGGGUUGGAUUCAUCGACUGGUGAGUCAACAUUCGCCACCACGUUGCUUCCCGAAGUCUCGUGAGCUUUCCGCUGGUGGGCACUUGGCUCGCCUCUGCUGUGCUAUUUUGGCCUACCAAGGGGCGGGAGCGCUGUGCUUUAACGCCUCGGGUGCCAUUAUCGCGGAACUGAUCAGUCUACUGGCAUCAAAAUUGGAUCUGGGAGAGAUGAAUCGAAAUCCCGGGGCAUACCUUCCGCUGGACUUGCUCUCGCUUUAUGACCUAUUCAUUGACUUGUUGGAGCACUACGCCGCCGUCUCCUACUCCUCCUCAAUCUUUGGUAACCUUCUACUUCUCUUCCUUCAACCCACCGUGCUACCUCCCAGCUAUCGACGUGCUCUGUGGGGAGAGCACCAAUCCGCACUUCGCGCCUUUCAGCUCUCUCCUGUCGUUCUGCCAACCGCCAUCUAUGAGAGAUUAUUCGAACCUUUGGAGACGGAUGAGGGCGUGCUCCGCGCCUAUGCCAGCGCUCUAUGCUCCGGAGUAGUGCAUCCCACUCGGCAACCUCUGGCGGCUCUCAUUGCGAUGCAUCAUCUCAAUCGGAAUAUCUACCUAGUGAAUGCUGUAGCAGAACAUGGCGCGUUUGUACGACAGCUCGCAGCUUCGCUUCGCUUCAUCAAUUCGUGUGGAGUUCAUGGCCACAGUAAGAUGGAGCAAUUAAUCGAUUUGCUACGGCGCUACAAAAGGCCGAUGGUGCGGAAACCUUUACCUGCGUCGUCUAUUUCCGAUCUUAUUCGGCCGACGUACGUCCCUCUAUCCGCUACUGGUGGUGGUGUGCAGAUCACGGAUCUGAUGGAGCUCUAUGGAGAGAAGGAAAUGCCUCCUUCGAGGCAUUUGCGAAUUCCGCUCUGUCAGAGUCGCGGGCUCUUAAUUACUAAGUGA
This is a messenger RNA of Echinococcus granulosus, 4173 nucleotides long. Its product is annotated as RNA polymerase II-associated protein. The transcript is spliced from 20 exons. Bases 1 to 4173 code for a protein of 1390 amino acids. Lineage: Eukaryota; Metazoa; Platyhelminthes; Cestoda; Cyclophyllidea; Taeniidae. Gene Ontology annotation, cellular component: nucleus. Gene Ontology annotation, biological process: transcription by RNA polymerase II. The record is from RefSeq and is a predicted model, not a curated record.